AUGAGCGCGAUCCUCUCGGCAGACGACUUGAACGAUUUCAUUUCGCCUGGAGUCGCGUGCAUCAAACCCGUUGAAUCCCUUCCUCAGAAGAAUACAAAGGACUCGGAGAAUCCUUAUGAAGUGACGACGGAAGACAAAGUCCAGCCCGAAAACCUACCCCCAGCUCAGAUUUCUUUGACAGAUUGUCUUGCCUGUUCGGGCUGUGUGACCUCGGCCGAGGCGGUUUUGAUCUCUUUGCAAUCCCACGCAGAGGUCCUCAACACUCUCGAUGCCUAUCCAGAAAUUCCAUUGGCGCAAGAGCAGCAUGGGACCACGCUCGCAGAUACAGAAAACUCAGGGGAAGGCAAGAUAUUCAUUGCCAGUGUCAGCCCGCAGGUCAGAGCUGGGUUGGCUGCCACUUAUGGUCUGUCGGAGAAGGAAGCGGGGUAUAUGAUUGACCAGUUCCUACGUGGCCCGCAGGGAUUACGCAGUGGUGGAAAGCAUGGCAGUGGCUUUACAUGGGUUGUUGACACAAAUGUCAUGCGGGAGGCCGUCUUGGUCCUCACUGCCGAUGAAGUUUCAGAGUCGAUCGCCGAGGGGGCUCCCGCAGCCGAUCAGCCUGAACUUGCUCUUCCCAAACGGCCCAUCUUGUCAUCUGCUUGCCCCGGGUGGAUCUGCUACGCGGAAAAGACGCAUCCAUUUGUCCUUCCUCAUUUGUCUCGAUUGAAGUCUCCACAGGCUCUUUCAGGCACCUUUCUCAAGUCUGUUCUGAGCAAAUCGCUCGGAGUUUCACCAUCUCGCAUCUGGCAUUUGGCGAUCAUGCCAUGUUUUGAUAAGAAGCUGGAGGCCAGCCGUGAAGAAUUGACUGAUGUGUCUUGGCAGCCUGCCAAUGCCCAGAACGGGUCUGAAGUGCACCAGCCUGUUCGAGAUGUGGAUUGUGUGAUAACGACCCGCGAGCUUCUAUCUCUUGCUGCAUCUCGGGGUCUGUUCCUGCCCAGCCUACCUCUCCGUCCACUAUCUCACAUUCACACUCCCCCAUUACCGGUGAAGGCUCUCGAUUCCUUCAUUUCGUCCAAGACAUCUUCCGCCGAUCAGUCUCUCGAAACCGGAACUUCUGGAGGCUAUCUCUACCAUGUUCUCAAGACUUUCCAAGCUCGGAACCCUGGCAGCGAAAUCUUGGCGAACCGGGGCCGUAAUGCGGAUGUUGUCGAAUAUGUCCUCAACUCACAGGACGGACAACCUAUUUUGAAAGCAGCUCGUUACUAUGGCUUCCGAAACAUUCAAAAUUUGGUCCGGAAAUUGAAGCCCGCCCGGUCAUCUCGAAUGCCGGGAGCAAAGCUUGUGCAAGCGGGACGGCGUCAACCUGUGUCUCGCAAUGCUAUGUCGGGUGGAUCGGGCCCGGAUUAUGCAUAUGUCGAGGUGAUGGCUUGCCCAGGUGGCUGCACUAAUGGUGGCGGACAGAUGCGGGUGGAGGAUGCCCGGGAGGCUGCUGGACAGACUCCAGUUGGGACACUGGAAGAUGGCGUGGCGUCCAAGCCAUCUCCUCACGAGCAACGAGCCUGGCUUGCUCGGGUGGACGAGGCAUACUUCUCUAUGGAAUCCGAUACCGAGUCUGAUUCAACCGAUGAGCCCCAUAAACUUUCGAUGAGUGAAAAAGAUGCUCGGGUCCACGAGGCCUUGCGUUGCUGGUCAGAUUACAUGGGUACACCCCUUUCAAAGCUGGUCUACACGACCUAUCGCAAAGUGGAGAGCGACGUCGGUAAAGACCAGACCUCUGCCAACGAUACCACCAAAGUGGUUGAGCUUGCUGGUAAAAUUGGUGGCGGGUGGUAG
This is a messenger RNA of Penicillium daleae, 1812 nucleotides long. It is a transcript of the gene nar1, whose product is annotated as iron-sulfur cluster assembly protein NAR1. The record is from RefSeq and is a predicted model, not a curated record. Gene Ontology annotation, biological process: iron-sulfur cluster assembly. Bases 1 to 1812 code for a protein of 603 amino acids. The transcript is spliced from 2 exons. Gene Ontology annotation, molecular function: 4 iron, 4 sulfur cluster binding. Lineage: Eukaryota; Fungi; Ascomycota; Eurotiomycetes; Eurotiales; Aspergillaceae. Gene Ontology annotation, cellular component: cytosolic [4Fe-4S] assembly targeting complex.